Messenger RNA from Calidris pugnax (ruff), 1722 nucleotides. RefSeq names its product mitogen-activated protein kinase 8 interacting protein 1 (gene MAPK8IP1). Gene Ontology annotation, molecular function: protein binding. The transcript has 8 exons. The record is from RefSeq and is a predicted model, not a curated record. Bases 216 to 1616 code for a protein of 466 amino acids. Gene Ontology annotation, biological process: regulation of JNK cascade. Gene Ontology annotation, cellular component: cytoplasm. NCBI's taxonomy places the organism in Eukaryota, Metazoa, Chordata, Aves, Charadriiformes, Scolopacidae.
CUCAGGACACGCUGAAUAACAACUCUCUGGGGAAAAAGCACAGUUGGCAGGAGCGGGUGUCCCGGUCGUCGUCCCCUCUGAAAACGGGUGAGCAGACCCCUCCCCACGACCACGUUUGCCUGAGUGAUGAGGUCAAUCACCAAAACAGCACAACCUCCACCAAAGACCGGGGCACGUCCACGGAGAGCCCGUGCCGGCGCACAGCAGCCACGCAGAUGGCACCCGCCUGCGUCACCUCAUCCCGGCCACCUGAGAAGCACCAGAACGCCAGCCGUCCCCCACCACACGGUGCCAGCGUGGUGGUGGUGACGUCGAGGGGCCCCGAGGCCCACCGGGACCGCAUCCGCUACCAGACGGAUGUGAGGCUGGAGGCCACAGAGGAGAUCUACCUGACGCCCGUGCAGAAGAACUCGGACCCCCUGGAGACCGACAAGCCCUUCCUCUCUCAGUCCAGCGAGAACCGCAUGUCCAUCAGCUCCGACAUCGACACCUCUGGCUACUCGGCCCUGGCAGGGAAAACCAACCCCUCCAUCAGCGAGGAGGACGAGGUGCUGGACUACAUGUCCUCCCCUGACAAGAUGAACCUGCCCAGGGCCUCUUGCGGUGGUGGGAACAGUGCCUCCCGGCCGGGGCACAACCUUCAGAGAGCCUCGGUGAGUUCGGACACCAGUGCCCUCUCCUACGACUCGGUCAAGUACACGCUGGUGGUGGAUGAGAACGUGCAGCUGGAGCUGGUCAGCCUCAAGCAGUGCUACUCGGGCUACAGCGACGAGAGCGACUCGGCCACCGUCUAUGACAACUGCGUCUCCUCGCCCUACGAGUCGGCCAUCGGCGAGGAGUAUGAGGAGGAUGCACUGAAGCGCGACUCGGUCUGCCUCUCCGAGGACUCCACCCCCGAGGCGGACAUCCACUUCUCCAAGAAGUUCCUCAACGUCUUCAUGAGUGGCCGGGCGCGCUCCUCCAGUGCCGAGUCCUUCGGGUUGUUCUCCUGCAUGAUCAACGGGGAGGAGCAGGAGCAGACCCACCGCGCCGUCUUCAGGUUCGUGCCUCGCCACGCGGAUGAGCUGGAGCUGGAGGUGGAUGAUCCUUUGCUGGUGGAGGUGCAGGCAGAAGAUUAUUGGUACGAAGCCUACAACAUGCGGACGGGCGACCGGGGCAUUUUUCCUGCCUACUACGCUAUCGAAGUCACCAAGGACCCAGACCACGUAACAGCUCUGGCCAAGAGCAACGACUGGGUGGACCAGUUUCGGGUGAAGUUCCUCGGCUCGGUGCAGGUUCCCUAUCACAAGGGCAACGACGUUCUGUGCGCGGCCAUGCAGAAGAUUGCCACCACGCGCCGCCUCACUGUGCACUUUAACCCACCCUCCAGCUGCGUCCUGGAGAUCAGCGUGCGUGGGGUCAAGAUUGCCGUGAAAGCUGAUGACUCCAAGGAGCACAGCAAGGUAAACAAGUGUAGCCAUUUUUUCCAGCUGAAGAACAUUUCCUUUUGUGGGUACCAUCCAAAGAACAACAAGUAUUUUGGGUUCAUCACCAAGCACCCUGCUGACCACAGAUUUGCCUGUCAUGUCUUCGUCUCGGAGGAGUCCACGAAGCCGCUGGCAGAGUCUGUAGGGUGAGUCCUGGCUGGGCACGGAGAGGGGGGGGUGCUUGGUCCCAAAAGGGCAGGAGGAACGAGGUGUCCUGCCAUCUCCCCAUAGGUGUGGGGCUCGGGCUGGCACCUUC